GGCAAAGGAGGCCGAGAUUUUUCUAUUCGUGUUUUUUUGUGGCCGGGGAACUCUAUUGUUUUUCUGUUUAAAUGAACAGAGACCACCAGACUGGAAACUCGUUUGACCAGAAUUCACAUCCUAAUCCUGUUAAAAACGUGGUAAACAAGUAAGAUGUGUAAAUUAACGCGGCUCAACUAAAUGGCAAAAGGCGAAAAAUGCAGGCAAACUGAAUAUAAUUACCAUCGAUUCGCAUUAGAUACGCGUAGAAUGGAUUCCCGAUACGGUCGCAGUUUUUCGGGAGGCAAUGGAAAUGGCAACGAUUCGGGCUACAGACGGUACACUCGCUCCCGUUCCAGGGAGCGCAGUCGGGAUCGUAAUGACUACAGACGCCGCAAUUCCCGUUCCCGAAGUCGCGAGAGAUCCUCGCAUUAUAGACACGAUCGCAGUACAGACCGUGAUCUCUACCGGGAUCUGAUUAAUGAUGAUUACGAGGAUCAGGGAAGCUAUAACUCGCGGCAUAACUUCGAUCACCGUCAACAUCGUAGCGAAGACAACUAUGAUCGGCGGGAUCAGGAUAAUCACGGUCGCCGCGAUCACGAUAACUAUAAUAACCAUGAUCGUCAUGAUCAGAAUAACUAUGAUAAGCGCAGUCGGGAUAAAUACGAUAAUGAACGCGAUCACCGCUGGAAGGAUUACGAUCGUGAGUCGAAGGAGCGCAACUAUGAUGAGUUUGAUAAAGGAUCAGAACGCAGCAGUCGCAGUGGUGACCAUCGGCAGUAUAAUAAUAAUAAUAAUGGCAAUGGCUCGACCAACACUAAUAGGGAUCGUGAGCGCGACAGACAGUAUUCCUCGGAUGAGGACAGCGACAUGGCCAAUGAAUUUAAACAGCGCGGCGGUCAUUACAGUGGCAGCACCGUCGAGCCGCUUAACAAUAUUAUCCUCUUUGGUCUGAAGAAGCACGUCACGGAAGCAGACAUUAUGGGGGAGCUGAUCAAAGCCGACAUGGAACCCAGUUCCAUUCGCGUGAUGAGGAAACAGCCAACAGGUGCCUCACGCUGUUUUGCAUUUGUCGAGUUUAAAACCGUUGAGGAGGCGAGACAUUGGAUGGAUUUAAAUCAGGGGAUGCUCCAGCUGGGCGACCAUCGUGUGUCCAUGCAGUAUAGCCACACUCGCAUCUCCGAUUGGACCUGUGUUAAGUGUGGUGCCAGCAACUUCAAGCGCCGCUUUCAGUGCUUCAUGUGCAGCUCCUCGCGGACGGAGAGUGAGAAUGCUCUGUCAGGAGCCGGCGAAGGGAUCGACGAGAUCAGCCGGAUCCUCACAAAAAAGAUCAUGCUUCGCGGCCUGGACGCGCUGACAAACGAGGAGGGCGUGCUCACUGCCCUCCAGAAGCACCUGCCCGAGCUGGCCAAAACAGUCAGCAAAGUGCUGGUCAGUCGCGAUGCCCUAACCCAGGCAUCUCGGGGAAUUUGUUACCUUAACUUUGACACUCUCAUCGAUUCGAUGAACGUAUUCAACGGGUUGACGGCGUUGGACCCGCCACUAACACUGGACGAGAAGACUGUUAUCGUUACCUACUGCAUAGAUUCCGAAAAUCUUCAAGUGGGCAAAACCGAUUUAAAUCCAUCUAAAUCCAGCGGAGGCGCGAUGCCACCCUCCGGACUGAGUGGAGGCUACUCUCUGGCGGAUGUCCCUCGUCUCGCCGAGUACAGUGCCUCCGUGUAUGCCUCCAAUCCUGUGGAGCACGCCCACUACGUCCAGUACUAUACGGAUUAUUAUACGACUGAACUAAGCAAGAACAGCGGGGAUCCUCAUGUGACGGAGGCCAAUUCUGGAGCAGCUGUGGCCAUGUCAGCCAUGAUGCGCAAGCAGAGGAAGGUUGGUCAGAUGGAGACCACGACUACUGUGGCCGAGGCGAAGGCCGCCUUCCUUGCCAGAGGAGCAAGUGCUCCCAGGGGAAAUGAUGGAAAGAAAUACGCUACUCCCGAUGUGUCGAAGUACCAGUAUGAUGAGACUUCCGGCUACUAUUAUGACCACAUUACGGGCCUCUACUACGAUGCACACUCGCAGUACUACUACAACAACGAGACGGGUGCGUAUCUCUACUGGGAUCAGCGGAGGAGCACGUACGUCCUGGCCACGCCUGCUUCCACUCAGGCAGCCCUUCAGGAAGUUCUAGCUGAGGCUGAGAAGAAGGAGGAGGAGGCCAAAAAGGCCAAGGAGAAGGAGAAGGAAAAAGAAGAAGGCAACAAGCCCGACAAAGUAAAGGUGGCCAAGAAGAUUGUCAAGGACAUGGAGAAGUGGGCCAAGCACUUGAACCAGAGGAAGGACUACACGGCGGUGGCCACACCGCAGCCCAUUCUGUCGGGGAAUGAAGCCCCAAGCACCUCACGUGGACCUCAAGGAGCCUACGCUGAUGUGGGAUUCUCGAUUCUCGAGAAAAAAGAGCGAGGAAAGCUCAACGACUAUGUACCACAGGCAGGGCCACCCGCCAUAAACAAACUGGUCAACGCCUAUGGAGGAGCUUCGGACUCCGAAGAGGACAAUGCUGGUUCCUCCCAGAACUUGCAGAAGACGGCGGAACCAAGUGGUUCUGGUAGAGGCAUUGCCGAUGAAUCGGAAUACGUGGACUUGCAGAAGCUUACCUGCCUGCUUUGCAAGCGUGCCUUCCAAUCGCUGGACAUUUUGCAGAAGCACUUGAAGAUGUCCAAUCUGCACAAGGAGAAUCUGGCCAAGCUUAACCAAAAUUCUAAAGGAAACAGCAUUGACGAGGCACUAUCUUAUCGUGACCGUGCCAAGGAGCGCAGGCUAAAAUACGGCGAGAGCGAUCCACCUCCACCGAAUCGCAGCAGGGAGCGAUUCGAGCACGAGAUAAAGACUCUGCAAGCGCGGCAGAAGGAUUCCUCUGGGAGUGCACCAGCCCUGCCCAUCAGUUCGAGCAACGUGGGCAGUCGUCUGAUGCAGAAGAUGGGCUGGUCGGAGGGCCAGGGGUUGGGCAGGAAGAACCAGGGACGCACCCAGAUCAUAGAGGCUGAUGGUCGUACCAACAACGUGGGACUGGGCAGCAAGGCUGGAAACUUGCCACCUGGUAACGACUACAAAUCGUACAUCAAGAAGAUGAUGAAGCAGCGCUAUGAGAACGCUUGAGACUUCGUUUAGAUAUGUAUGACUUAAUUCCGCUUAAACAUAGAAGCAUUUAGGCAUUGUUUACCUCAGUACACAUCCACCACAUUACUGCGCUCAUUUAGCAUUACUUUCGAAGUUAACAUGUAAAUAGGACGUAAAUAAUAAAAUGUCUCAAAUUAGA
This is a messenger RNA of Drosophila rhopaloa, 3286 nucleotides long. RefSeq names its product RNA-binding protein 5-B. Gene Ontology annotation, molecular function: RNA binding. The transcript has 12 exons. NCBI's taxonomy places the organism in Eukaryota, Metazoa, Arthropoda, Insecta, Diptera, Drosophilidae. The coding region runs from base 181 to 3126 and encodes 981 amino acids. Gene Ontology annotation, biological process: mRNA splicing, via spliceosome. The record is from RefSeq and is a predicted model, not a curated record. Gene Ontology annotation, cellular component: nucleus.